GUAAAAAAAAAGUUGGUACCAAUAUGGUCGCAUACAACGUUCCUACCGCCAACGAUGUUCUCGUUCCCGAGACUCUCUUGAAGAAGCAGAAGAGCGAAGCCAAGUCGGCCGCUGACUGUGCCGCCAAGAAGGCCGAGCUCCGCAAGGCUAAGCUCGCCAAGAGACGCGACAUCUUCAAGCGUGCUGCCAAGUACCACGCCGAGUACAAGUCUGCCGAAAAGAACGAGAUCCGUCUCCGUCGUCAGGCCAAGGCUAACGGCAACUACUAUGUUCCCGCUCAGUCCAAGUUGGUGUUCGUUGUCCGUAUCCGUGGUAUCAACAACAUUGCUCCCAAGCCCCGCAAGGUUCUCCAGUUGUUGCGUCUUUUGCAGAUCAACAACGGUGUCUUUGUCCGCUUGAACAAGGCUACCGCCCAGAUGCUCCAGUUGGUCGAACCUUAUGUCACCUACGGUACUCCCAACUUGAAGACCAUCCGUGAACUCAUCUACAAGCGCGGUUACGCCAAGCUCAACAAGCAGCGUGUUCCCAUUUACGACAACGCCGUCAUUGAACAGGCUCUUGGCAAGUACAACAUCAUCUGUGUUGAGGACUUGAUCCACGAAAUUGCCACCGUUGGUCCUCACUUCAAGGAGGCCAGCAACUUCCUGUGGCCCUUCAAGUUGUCCAACCCCAACAACAUGUGGCGUCCUCGCAAGUUCCGUCACUUUGUUGAAGGUGGUGACUCUGGUGACCGUGAGGAAUUCAUCAACCAGUUGGUUCAAUCCAUGAACUAAAAAAAUAUAGCAGUCUUUUUGGAAGCCAAAUAUUUCAAAUAAAGGUUCCUAUGUUAUUUUGAAACCUCAUAUUCAAAAGCUAUAGUAUGAACACUGUACGGUACGGUCGGUACAGUAUAAUAAGCCAUUCAUAUUCGAUCGAUAUUAAGAUGAGUUUUUUUCUUUUCUUUAUACAGUUCAGAGGGGGGGGUGGGGGUGGAGAC
Molecule: messenger RNA, 976 nt
Organism: Radiomyces spectabilis
Lineage: Eukaryota; Fungi; Mucoromycota; Mucoromycetes; Mucorales; Radiomycetaceae
Product: ribosomal protein L30, ferredoxin-like fold domain-containing protein
Exons: 3
Coding region: 24-773 (249 amino acids)
Biological process (GO): maturation of LSU-rRNA from tricistronic rRNA transcript (SSU-rRNA, 5.8S rRNA, LSU-rRNA)
Cellular component (GO): cytosolic large ribosomal subunit
Molecular function (GO): RNA binding; structural constituent of ribosome
Source: RefSeq, a predicted model, not a curated record